This is a messenger RNA of Scatophagus argus, 2890 nucleotides long. RefSeq names its product phospholipase B domain containing 1b (gene plbd1b). Bases 552 to 2171 code for a protein of 539 amino acids. Gene Ontology annotation, molecular function: glycerophospholipase activity. Gene Ontology annotation, biological process: phospholipid catabolic process. The transcript is spliced from 11 exons. The record is from RefSeq and is a predicted model, not a curated record. Gene Ontology annotation, cellular component: extracellular region. Lineage: Eukaryota; Metazoa; Chordata; Actinopteri; Scatophagidae.
AUUUAGGGGAUAUAAUGGAACCAUCCAUGCAACGUAAACGAAUCACCAUGGUGAAGCGUCACCAAUAUAACUUCCAAGUUAUAGUGGAUAUAUUUAUGCAUAUAUUUUAUUGUAUACUCAGAGAAGUUCAAAGAAACGUUUGAGAAGCCCUGGUUGUUAAAUAAAAAAUAAAUUAAUUAAUUAAAAAUCCCCAAAUGGCCAAAUACCACUUCGAAGCCUGUUAUGAGUCCGGAUAUGAAUAGUCGUGUCCCCGCCCAUCUUUUACGCAGCCCCAGUGGCCUAAUGGAUAAGGCACUGGCCUCCUAAGCCAGGGAUUGUGGGUUCGAGUCCCAUCUGGGGUGGUUAAUUUUGAAUUAGGGAGACAGAAGUUUAGUAAAGGACAGAAGGAAGAUGGUUCGAUCAAUAAAAUGUAAUAGCAACCGAAAAAAUACAAUUUCAUCGGCACGCGAAAACUAGUCCCUCACAAUCGGUUAACAGUGGUGGCAUUAGUAAAAACAUUUAGUCACUGAAAUACAUGAGAGGACGAGAUUCGCAGGACACUAUCAGCUAACAUGCAGAAGCAGAGCAUCAGACUGUGGGUGCUGCUGAGCGUAGUGACUGCAUCAGUGCAAACUUACCACCUCCAAGAGGCCACUGUGUACUGGGAUGCUGCCCAGAAAAGUGUGAUCCUGAAGGAAGGGGUGAUGGAGACAGAGGGGGGAGCCUAUGGCUACUUCAAUGACACUCUUCUUAUGUCUGGAUGGGGCAUCUUGGAGAUCUGCGCUGGCUAUGGAGGACUCACACAAAAAGACGAGACCACCUUCUUCCUGGCUGGAUACCUUGAAGGUUAUCUCACUGCAGGAUGGAUCUUCAGUCAUUAUUCCAACAUGUAUCCUCAACUCAUAAAGGAUGAGAAGGUUCUGAAUCCUCUCAAAAGGUUCUUAAGCAAACAGCACCAGUGGGCCAAAGAGCAGGUGAAACUGAGGAGGCACAGCGACCCCUCGUGGGAUCAUCUGGGACUGAUCCUGGCCCAGCUGGAUGGACUCCACUCUGGAGCUGCACGGUGGGCCAAAAGCAAACACAGAGAGCCUCUAUCAGCGUUCGCUGUCCAGUUCCUCAAUGGUGUCGGUGACCUCUUGGACCUCGUCCCAGCUCUGACACCUCGCUCCAACUCUUCCACAGGAUCAGGCGCAUUCAGGAUGCCAGGAAUGGGCCACUGCACAGCUCUGAUCAAGGUGCUGCCAGGUUUUGAGAACCUGCUGGUCGGCCACUCCAGCUGGUACACAUAUGCUGCCACCAUGCGUAUCUAUAAACACUGGGACUUCAGGUUGUCUGAUACACACACCGCCAGUGGAAAAGUGUCAUUCAGCAGCUACCCUGGCUUCCUAACAUCUCUGGAUGACUUCUACCUUCUUGGGAGCGGCCUGCUGAUGACUCAGACCUCCAUCAGUGUCUUCAAUGUCUCUCUGUUCUCCCAGCUAAGCCCUCACAGCCUGCUGGCCUGGCAGAGGGUCCGGCUGGCCAACAGCCUGGCACACAGCGGAGAGGAGUGGGCGCACAUCUUCUCCAAGUACAACUCAGGUACGUAUAACAGCCAGUAUAUGGUGGUGGACCUGAACAGGGUUUCUCUGGGUCACAGUAUCAGGAAUGGAGCUCUGACUGUGGUGGAGCAGAUUCCUGGGAAGGUAGUGCACUCUGAUCAGACUCCAACUCUACGCAGGGGUUAUUGGCCAUCCUACAACAUACCAUUUCAUGUUGAAAUCUACAACCAGAGUGGGUAUGGAGUAAUGUGGAAGAGAUACGGAGAAGACUUCUCUUACGAUCUCUGCCCCAGAGCCAAAAUCCUCCGCAGGGACCAGGCCAAGGUGUCUGACCUCAACUCCCUCAAGCACAUCAUGCGAUACAACAACUACAAGAGAGACCCCUACACCAAGGGCCAUCCCUGUAAAACCAUCUGUUGCCGUAACGACCUGAGACCAAGGAGGCCGCGUCCAGGAGGUUGCUAUGACUCUAAGGUGACAGAUUACCAGAUGGCUGUCCAGCUGGUUUCAGAGGCAAUAAAUGGUCCCACGACGCAGGGGGGCCUGCGUCCAUUCUCAUGGCAAUACUUCAACCUCUCGACUCAUCAGGGCCUCCCACACACCUACAACUUUCCUUUCGUCACCAUGAGGCCCACACUGCGUCAGCCGUGACCUAAGACAGGGACAGAAGAUACCGUCCAUCCAGGGAGAAAAUCAGAAAAAAGAUGAAAAUUAGCCAUUUAAGAGUUUGUACAUGAGUCUGACUGAUUUCACUGUCCAUUUGAAUUUAGUGCUACAGUCAUUUUUUAAAUGCCAGUCUGAGGGAGGAGGACCCUGGCUUGAUUGUUUAUCGUCAAACAAUUUGUGAAUCCAUUGGUACAUCAUCACAAAAUGUAUUCUGAAAUCAAUUAGCUUGAUUCUACUUAACACCAGCAAUGGAUGCAGUGAGAUAUUCCUGUUGGUGUCAUUACUGCUCUUACUUUUCAUUAUCUGUUUAAAAGUGGCAGCAUUGUGACAGUUUUCCCCGAAAUUAACGUAAGUAUUAUGAACCUAUUUGCAGUGUUAAACCGACCGAGUAAAAUCUGAAUGGUAUCCACCAGGGAAACAUGUAUAUCUACCAAUUUAUUUGUUUGUUGCUCUUGUUCUAUGCAAUGUUUACUCAGGUUUAUAGUGUGGAACGAAAAUAUCUGACUUACCUUAAGUGAAUAUUAACAAUAAAAAAAUCUUCGUAUAUUGUAAAAUAUGGUGCGUUUUUUCCUUUAUUUAGUAUUCCUAAUGGUAUUACAAGACCCUGUUUUCUUGGUCUUUGUCAAGUUUUCCGAAAGAACCAGACCAAACCCAAAAAUGAGACAACUUCUUUUUUCAAAAUAAAAUGUUUGAAUUCACUCUUC